AUGCAUCGAUUUGCACCCUAUCCACCCUAUCCACCCUCAAAACGCCGUCCGAUGGCGGAGAAGACAGGCUUGACACUUGUAGGGAGCGGGAAACCCGAAGACAGUGGUUCAAUGAGCAGCAUCGGUAGUCUUAUGAAGCGUAUUGCUUUGUUGCCUCACGAACUCAAGGCUCAAAUCAUUUGUGAGACGUUAUGUGAGGAGCGCUGUAUCUUCACCCUUCUACCGAAACCACAUUGCUGGCUCUGCUCGGACGGUAAGAGCGCCGCGAUCACACCUCACAUCGAGGUUUAUACCAAAGGACACCUUGGCAAACGUGGAACAAUUACCAUCGGAAAAGACCACAACCAUUUUUCGGUGAAUGUCAUCCCGCAUGACUUUGAUCUCAGGCCUUGUAAUAAUCUGCUUCGCCGCUCCUUCCCGGCUGCAUACUUGCAUGGGCUUCAAGACGCUGGCCGCAGGGCUGUGCACGCUUUUCGGUUCAGGGUGCGCUACGACAGUGUCUCCAGCGAAGAGCAACUUAGUGAAUGGCUGCGAAAGUUCAAAGCAACAUGGACUGACGAAGGAUUGGUGAAGCAUCCUCCUCCCAAGGCAGGCUCUGGGAAUACUAGCAAAAACAACCGCGAUGCCCAUACAGCCACCGCCAUGUCCGUGGAUGGCUCUGAAGGCGGGCCAGAUUUCAACCGAUUUCGUCACCUACUACUAGCCAACAAAGUGUACGAUCGAGAUCCUGACUUCGAGAGCAUAUGGGAACUCUGUCGCCGGCGCUCCAAGAUUUCGUUUCCAUAUCACCGAUUCUUGUGGUGCCCCUCGGAGUAUCGGGAGCACAUGACACACGAGCACCGAGCAGUGGUCCUGCAGCCCGACUGGGCCAUACUGAGCCGGAACUUGGAAACCUUGACGUUGGACCUACGACGGAAGCAAGCCUUGACCAAUAUAGCCGUAUUCGAGGCUGCCAAAGUCAUGAGUGCCAACCUUCAGCUCCGACGUCUUUUGCUCAUGGGGUUACGGACCGAAAAGAGACAAAAGCUCGUCCGGAAGACUCUGAAAGGGACCCCUGCGAACGAGACAAUGUUUGCGUCUUCGGAGCACCAGACGAUUGAAGAUCUAGAGGAAGUUGAGUCUUUCGGCAAGUUCAAAAACUGGGUUGCAGCGUUUCGAGGAGCACUAAGGCCUGGGGGAGAGCUGGUGUUCGUCGACAUUUUGGCAUGA
Molecule: messenger RNA, 1209 nt
Organism: Verticillium alfalfae VaMs.102
Lineage: Eukaryota; Fungi; Ascomycota; Sordariomycetes; Glomerellales; Plectosphaerellaceae
Exons: 1
Coding region: 1-1209 (402 amino acids)
Source: RefSeq, a predicted model, not a curated record